Messenger RNA from Nannospalax galili (Upper Galilee mountains blind mole rat), 5139 nucleotides. RefSeq names its product R3H domain and coiled-coil containing 1 (gene R3hcc1). The transcript is spliced from 9 exons. NCBI's taxonomy places the organism in Eukaryota, Metazoa, Chordata, Mammalia, Rodentia, Spalacidae. The record is from RefSeq and is a predicted model, not a curated record. The coding region runs from base 16 to 1596 and encodes 526 amino acids. Gene Ontology annotation, molecular function: nucleic acid binding.
CCUACGGCACGUACGAUGCCUCCCCCAGGCCGCGCGGUGGCGCUGCGGCGGGAGCAGAUCGCAGGGGUGCAGGGGACCCUGAGCGUGGCGGCAGCGUUCAGGGCUGCUGCGGCUCACCCACUUGUCACCCUGGCCCUUCUCUGCUUGGACGGUGUCUUCCUCUCCUCGGCCGAAAAUGACUUUGUCCAUCGAGUCCAGGCGGAGCUGGACCGCUUCCUGCUGCAGAAGCAGCUAUCCAAGGUUCUUCUUUUCCCCCCACUCUCCAGUCGCCUUCGGUACCUGAUCCAUAGAACAGCAGAGAAUUUUGAUCUUUUGAGCAGCUUCUCAGUUGGGGAGGGCUGGAAGAGGAGGACAGUCAUCUGUCACUUGGACAUCAGGGUACCCAAUUCAGAUGGCCUCUCUGGGCCCUGUCGCCCUCCUGCCUCCCACCCUGGCAAGUACCAUGGUCCUCGGUCUGCCUCACAUCGGGGAGCAGCUGCUGGUUCCAGAGGUGCUCGCAGUGGCAGGUGGCAUCGUGGACGCAAGCCAGACCAGCCGUUGUAUGUGCCCCGGGUGCUACGCAGGCAAGAAGAACCAAUGGUUCCCUCCAUUCCAGGGCUUGAAGGAGAGGCCCUAGCUGAUGGAGUUUCAGAAGAGCCUGGAAGGGCUGGUGCUGGGGAUCCUGAUGCUGAUCAGGGAGUUCCCGUGUUGAUGACUCAGGGAACAGAGGACCUGAAGGGCCCAGGUCCAGGCUGCACAAACGAGCCACUGUUGGAGCUGGGUGCCACUGAGCCCUCAGGGCCUGAGAGUGUCUCUGAGAAGGAACAAGGUGUGGAGAUAGCCACACAGCUGGGGUCCAGCCCUCAGCUGGCCGUGGAGGAGGAGAACAGGAGUCAGCUGGAGCAGAGCCCGGUGGCCCAAGAGACGGAGAAGGUAGAGGGAAAGGAGAAAGAGAAGAUGGUUGAGGAGGAAGAGAAGGUGGAUGAGGAAGAAGAGGAGGAGGAGGAGGAGGAUGAUGAUGACAAAGACCAUGAUGAUUCUAGUGAGCUGCUGCCAGAGAUCACAGCCAACCUGACAGAGAAGGAGAUUGAGAUAGAGAAGAUCCACCUGGACACAUCCUCCUUCACAGAGGAGCUGCCUGGGGAGAGGGACUUGGCCCAUGUGGUGGAGAUCUAUGACUUUAAGCCAGCGCUCAAGACCGAGGACCUGCUGGCAACUUUCUCUGAGUUCCAAGAGAAGGGGUUCAAGAUCCAGUGGGUAGAUGACACUCAUGCCAUUGGUAUCUUUCCCUGCCAGGCUUCAGCCUCAGGUGUGGGUCUCAUCACCCCAUUCUCUCAGACAGAAGGCUUGAGGUCUGUGGUGGUUACAGAGCCUCUCUCUGUGGAAGCUGCCGAGGCUCUGGCAAGGGAUUUCUCUGUACUCAAGAUCCGGCCGCUCACGCAGGGGACCAAGCAGUCCAAGCUCAAAGCCUUGCAGAGGCCAAAGCUCCUGCGGCUGGUGAAGGAGAGACCACAGACAGAUUCCGCAGUGGCCCGCAGGCUGGUGGCCCGGGCCUUGGGGCUCCAACACAACAGAAAGAAAGAGCUGCCUGCUGCCCGGAGUCUCCUGCCACCCUGAGGCCCCAGGCCCGGCGUCCAGAGUAGGUUGGGCCCCCCACACCACACGCCUUUACAGGCACCAGGACAGCCCCUUGCCAGUACUGGAGCUACUGUGGGGGUGUGGUAGACUUUAGUUGAUCUAGUCCCAGAAAUUUUGAAAAAAUAAAAAUUUAAAAUUGUUCUAAUGAUUGCUUCCAAGUCUAGUCUCAGAGGGACACUAGAGGGUGCUGUCCCAUCUCUCUCCAUCUGUUGACUGCUGAAGACCAGGUUACCUUGUCUGGAGGAUCCCAUCUGAGCUUUGGGGGCCUUUGUGCACAAGUGGCUCAUUUGGGGAAGGAGGUAGGUUGCACCUGCUCUAUGCCACCUGCCUAGUCUCCUGUCAUCCUGUGUGGAGCAGCUGUGGGUAUGGCUGUGCUCGGGUGUUAUUUGUAGGUAUGGGUUACUAGGAUUCCUUGCAGAAAUAAGAGGUCAAACCUUGCAAGAGGUGAGACCAAGUGCAUGCUGAGUUUUCCCACAGGAGCACCUGGCAGCAGCAGUGGGACAGACCAGUACCCUCUUCUCUUCUGGCUUAGGUGAAGAGUUGGAGGCACUGUAGCCCUCUUUGGAGCUUUGGCGUUAUUGUGAACUUGCUGGAGGCCAGCACACCCUGAACACAGGAGGAGCCUCUAAGGAAGGCUGGAGCCCCUGCUCUGCUGAUGCACACUCACUUCCUUGGGAAGCUGCCUUGUUACUCUAGUUGCCCUGACUGGUCCUGACUCACUCCUGUGUCCUUAUCAAGUUUCAGUGAAUAGCAGCUGUUUAAGAAAGGCCACAGUUGAUCUCUGCUGCAGUUUGGGCGGCCCAGUCUUUCUCAGGGCUGCAGCCUGUAGUGGAGCAGCCCAUCAGGUCACACAGGACUUUAGGGGAUUUGGGGGACACAGGGACCAUUAAUGUAGGUGUGAAACUAUAAACAUGUGACACUCCUGGACAUAGGAAGCUAUGAGUCCACGGCAGUGGUUCAGAUAAAAUCAAGGUAUGUAUCAGGAACCUUUCUCUCUAGGCUUUAAGUACAUAUGUGUGGUGAAAUGGGUUUGGUAAUUGUCCUUGUCACCCAGGACCCAGGUGAUAGCAUUACUGGAUCAAUAACCCAUGGUUGACAUUGUCUCAUCAUGAACCCAGUAACGUGGAGCCAGCUGACAAUGAACUGAAACCAUGAGCCAGAUAAGAAAUUUCCCCCUUCUAAAUUGUUUCCCCAGGAGAUAGUUUUCACAGCAACAAAACACUAACACAGUAGUACAUAGCUAUAGGCAAAACCAAUAUUGUACAUAAAAGUUGUGUGAUGGCUGAUCUUUAUUGUCACCUUGGUUGGAUUUAGAAUCCUGUAGGAGGCAGACUUCUGGGUAUGUCUGAGGGCAUUUUCAACUGAGGCGUGAAGACCCACCCUGAAUGUGUGUUAGCACCAUCUUGUGGGUUGGGGUCCUGGGCCAUGUAAUCAGAAAAGUCAGAUGAGCACUGGCAUUCUCCCUCUUUCUGGUCCACUGAGAUGUGAACAAGCAGCCUACUGCUCUUUUGCCACAGUAUCAAUCUUCCUGCCCUCAAACCACGAACCAAAAUCCUAUCUCCCUAAGUCACUCCUGUUGGGUAUUCGACACAGCGACAAGAACAGUACUGCAAGUUGGACCUGUCAUUGGUGCUCAGCACUACCACUGGCAGCCUGAAGAGUUCUCUUCCCCCUCAGAGACCCCCAGAUCCUUGACUUUGCCAGAGAUGUAUUGAGCUGGUAUGAAGCAGAGUUAAAGUUUAUUAAAAUGAUUUUAAAUAUAAAUUUGUUACUGGAGUUAAGAGGUGCUCAGGGAAAGAGAGUACACCUGAGAGCUGGACGUGGGCUUCUCACAGAAACUAAGUGUCUCGGUCACCGUACAUAGGAUUUUAGAGGCUUUUGAUGAAUUUCUAAGCUUCACCUCCAAAUCUCUCCACUCCCAACUUGUGUUUUGAGACAGUCUCACUAUGUAGCACUGACUGGCUUGGAACUUGCUGUAUAGACCAGGCUAGCCUCAAAUUCAGAUCUGCCUGCCUCUACCUUCAAAUUGCUGGGAUUAAAGGUGUGUGCCACCACACCUGGCUUUCUUCCCCUUUUUGAAAGUGAGGCUAUAGGGUGGCUACAGAGGUGACUUGGAUAGAUUGUAACCUGAUAAGGCAAAACCAUGUCCUGAAGGUGGCAUAAGGGUUAAGAUGUACUUUUUACUGUAGAUGGGGUUUCUGGUGAGAUUCCUAGAAAAUUACAAGUUUACAGCUAGGAAAGGAGAAAGGCCAUUUAUACUCAGGCCUUGCAUGAUUCAUUGCUACUUUUACAUCCUUACUUGAAAUAUCUCUAUAGAAGGAACACUGUCUUUAUGUCAGUAUUGACAGCAAACGUUAACUGACUUUCAGCUGGCAAGAGUUACAACCAGACUCUGGGUGAGGAGCCUCUUCCCUGUCCCCAUAAUCUCCUUUUUGUGUCCUGUCUCAUUACUAUACAAAUCUUCAAACAAACCUUUGGAGACUUGGAAUGUGUGACUUGACUACUGUAUUUAAAAAUUACUACAGGGGCUAAAGAAAUGGCUCAGUGGUUAAAAGUAUGUACUGCUCAUGCAGAGGACUGAAAUUCAGUUCCCAGCACCCAUGUUGGGUAGCUCACAAUCUCCUCUAACUCAGGGGAUCUGAUUACUUCUGCACUCUGAGGGCACCUGCAAUGUGCUUAAGACACACACACACACAUAUUUUUAAAAAUGAGACAAUUGAACAGAAUAGAGAAGUUGGUAUAAUUAGAAUAGAGGUUGUAAUAGUUAACCUUGAUUGUCAACUUGGUGGGAUUUAGAAUCACCAUGGAAACAUACCUCUGAAGGUGUCUAUGAGGGUGUUUCCAGAAAGGUUUAAUAGAAGAGGGAAGGCCCACCCUAAAUGGUAGCACCAUUCCAUGGGCUGGGGUCUUGGGCCAAAUAAAAAGAGGAAAGCAAGCUGAGCACCAGCAGUCAUCUUCCCCGGCUUCCUGUCUGUGGACACAAUGCGACCAGCCAUCUCACACACCUGCCACCACACCUUUCCCACUAGGAGACUCAAACUAUCAGCCUUCCUAAAAUGCACCUUCCUUAAGCUGCUUUUGUCACAGUAACGAGAAAAGUAACUAAUAAGGGAAAUUGGUGUCAAGAGUGGAAUCACUGAUGUAAUAAACAUGGUUCUUAGGAGUUUGGAACUGGUUUGAGGGAGGAAUGUAGAAAAGUUUAGAACUUUGGGCUAGAAAAGUCCUAGAAUGCUGUGAACAGUUUAAUGGGCCAUUCUAGUGGGAGUCUGAAAGACCGGAAUGCUGUGGGAAGUGUACACGGGGGAUACCUGGCUCGUGAGGUUUUGUUGGGAACAAGGACUAGAACUGGGCUAGAAGCCAUUGCUAUUGCCUGGCAAAGAAUCUAGCUGUAUUCUGCCUGUGUCCUGAGAACUUGUGUGAGCUUGAACUCAAAAGUGAUGGACUAAUUUGGUUAGUGGAGGAAAUUUUUAGACACUCUAGCAUUCAGCCUGCAGUAUGGUUACUGCUCAUUGCUCUUAUUCA